This is a messenger RNA of Aureobasidium subglaciale EXF-2481, 531 nucleotides long. RefSeq lists its product as uncharacterized. The transcript has a single exon. Lineage: Eukaryota; Fungi; Ascomycota; Dothideomycetes; Dothideales; Saccotheciaceae. Bases 1 to 531 code for a protein of 176 amino acids. The record is from RefSeq and is a predicted model, not a curated record.
AUGUCCACAGACUUCGCAAUGGCUCUUCCCAAGGUCAAGGAUAUACCUGCCAGUAUCCACGUCUUCAUCAUCGCCACUCUCAUCGUGCUGGUGGCCUUUGUCCUCCUCUUCUCCUUCCGCCUCCAUAAAGUCGUCGGAAAGCACAAGAUCGAAAAGUCGCGUGGUCCAAACACCAGACACAGAUACUCCAGGAUAUACCGAUUGGCAGAGGGAGAAGAGAGCUUGAUCCCAAACAGUCCGAUUGCGGUACAGUACGAAGCGGAUGACGAUGUUGAAAGAGCUGAGCAAGAGUCUCCAGCUGUUGUCAGAGCUCCACCGCCAGCGUAUGGGAGAUGGAGAGGUAGUUAUCGUAUGGAUCCAGAGCUUUUGCAUUGGAGACGGGUGGGCGAGGCGGAGGGUGAGCAGCGGAGUAGUGUUGAUACGGCGCCGCCUAUGUAUGCUUCACCUAUGCGCUCGCGUCCAGAGGCGUCGAGUGCACCGAGUCAGGGCGAAGGUGCGACGGAGAUGGUCGAGGUCGGUCGGGCAUGCUAG